Colias croceus (clouded yellow) is the source of this 3037-nucleotide messenger RNA. RefSeq names its product homeobox protein caupolican (gene mirr). Gene Ontology annotation, biological process: regulation of transcription by RNA polymerase II; cell development; neuron differentiation. The transcript is spliced from 5 exons. Gene Ontology annotation, cellular component: nucleus. The record is from RefSeq and is a predicted model, not a curated record. Lineage: Eukaryota; Metazoa; Arthropoda; Insecta; Lepidoptera; Pieridae. The coding region runs from base 262 to 1545 and encodes 427 amino acids. Gene Ontology annotation, molecular function: DNA-binding transcription factor activity, RNA polymerase II-specific; RNA polymerase II cis-regulatory region sequence-specific DNA binding.
GAGAGGGACGGCCGCGCCAGAGAGGGACGGCGGCGCCAAUUACUAUCACCUGGCGGGCAGCUACCGCAUUACCCAUUGCCGCCGCGCGCGCGACCACGCGCUCGCAACCCGCGGUCUGACUCGGCCCGCCGGCUCCCGCGAGCGAUCGAUCGCGCUGCACCGACUGCCCGUGCACUACUAGUGACAAUAUGAAACUGUGAAGUGACACUCAGUGACUGUGACGGAACUUGCGUGAUUUUACCAGCGAUUUAUUCAGUGAAAAUGACCUCCCAGUUCGCCUUUCGUGGAUCUCCUCCGAACCAGAGCACCAUAUCGACAGCCUCCAACAGUCCGCCGCCGGCGCAGGCGGGGAUGAGCGGGGGGGCGGGGGGUGCGGCUAGGCCGAGCUCUCCUGCCGCCGCCGCCGCCCGCUGCUGCGACACGGGCCGGCCGAUCUUCCAGGACCCGAUCACGGGGCAGACCGUGUGCUCUUGUCAGUACGAGUUCCUCAACUACCAGCGGCUGGCGUCGGGCGUGCCGCUGUCCAUGUACAGCGCGCCGUACCCCGACGCCGCCGCCGCGGCCGGCAUGGCUGCCUACUUCCCCGCGCUGGCCGCGGACCAACCACCCUUCUAUGCCAAUACAGCAGCGGGCAUCGAGCUGAAAGAAAAUUUGGCAGCAAGCGCCGCAAGUUGGCCCUACCCGUCUGUUUAUCAUCCUUAUGACGCUGCGUUUGCUGGAUAUCCUUUUAAUGGAUAUGGAAUGGAUCUCAACGGGGCAAGACGGAAAAACGCCACUCGAGAGACAACGAGUACACUGAAAGCGUGGCUAAAUGAACAUAAGAAGAAUCCAUAUCCAACGAAAGGCGAGAAGAUAAUGCUCGCAAUUAUAACAAAGAUGACUCUCACCCAAGUAUCCACCUGGUUUGCGAACGCCCGCAGACGCCUCAAGAAGGAGAACAAAAUGACGUGGGAGCCGCGCAAUAGAGUGGAUGACGAUGACAAUAAUAAUGACGACGAUGAUCACAAGAGCAAUGAUGGAAAGGAUGCCUUAGAUGGAAAGGACUCCGGAACAGGAUCGAGUGAAGACGGAGACAGACCGCAGCAAAGGUUAGACUUAUUGGGGCAAAGAACGGAGUCAGAAUGGUCCGAAUCCCGUGCAGACAGCGGACCGGAGUCGCCCGAGCCGUACGAGAGGCCCAUUCACCCCGCGUUCCAACAUCUACCAUCGCGGGCUCCCCCCGGCAGCACGCCGGCUUCGGCCAAGCCGAGGAUAUGGUCCCUUGCUGACAUGGCCAGCAAGGACGGCGAGGCUCCCGCGCCGCCGGCGGCCGCGUCCGCGUUCUACCAAUCAGCGGCGGCCGCGGCCGCGCGCCUGGCGCACCCGUACAGCCGGCCGGAGCUGUACCGGGGGCUAUACCCGCCGGCGCACCCGGCCGACGUGGCGCUGCUGGAGUACUCCCGCUCGCUGGCGCUGGCCGCACCCGCGCCCGCGCCGCCCGCGCCCUCACCGUCCUCGUCCUCGACCUCGUCGCUGGCCGAGCCGCCGCCCCCGUCCCGCGCCUGACCGCUCGCUCCUCGUCCGCACCUGGCGCACCGACAAUAAACGCGAUCUCGCCCCGUGAGUGAAGCGAUUGUACAUAACGAUAACUAUAAAUAUGUAUACAUGCAUAUUACGUGAUAAUAAUUUAUGCACCGAUAGAAAAGCUUAGAUUGUGAUAGUGGACACGGGCGAGCCGCGAGCUCGACGACUCGCGAACGAAGUCGCCGCCUCUGCGCCGACUGACCGACAAUACUAGGUGCUAAUUCAAAUUGGACCUUGCGAAAUGUUACUUGUAGUUAUAUUGGAGGGGGUAAACGAAGUGAUUGAAUAAAAAUAGGUAUUAAUAUGUGUUACGUUUCUACAACAACGUCACUAUUUUAGACUAUUAUUUAAUAUGUAGAGUGUAAAUUAUUAUUUUGAAAAUGUUCUCUUUAUAUUUAGUGCCUAAUUACGUCCAAUUUUCUCUAUUGUGUAAUAGUUUCGUAAAUGUCUAUCAUACGAAUUAUAAUAUUUAUUGAUACGAGGUCAGUAGUAAUAGCAGUUUGUUUGUACGAUAAUAAUCUACGGUCUACCCAUACCAGAUUGUGAGAAAUCUGAAUUAAUAAUUUCUAGUCAGACGACUACGAUUGUCUAUGUUAAACAUUAAAUGAAAUGACGCUUUAGAUGGACUAACUGUUAAUAUUAAGGGAUUAGUUAUCAAGUAAAGGCUGGGCAGGUCUUCGUUCGCAGAGGCGUUGAUAGCUAUUCCACGCAAUGCCUAUCAUACCAAUAAGCAUUUUUAUAAUAGAAAUAUUUAAAUUAGUUAAUAUAUACCUUUUGUUCCUCACACAACGUGCCCAGUCUUUUUUCCUAAACAAAGACUCCUUUUGCGUAUGUUAACGAAGUAACGAGAUUUGAUUUUAAUUUCAAACAUUCAAUUACUCAAUUUGUUUCCUAUAUUUUACUAGAUCUAUUCAAAAAUGUGUUGAAUGGCCUUGUAUAUUGUAAUAAAGUAAUUGUAUAGUGACACCGUUUGUUUGUUUCUAUAUAGUGUCAAAUAUUUUUUCCAAUAUUGUAGAGACUGAAAGUCCAAAAUUGAGUCUAUAGUUUUGUACAUACAUACGUCUCUGUUAUUAGUAUACAUAUAUUGUAAUCGUAAUAUGAAUAUUUAAGAGUGAUAAACACAAUAAUUUCUGUAUUAGAGGAAAGUUUUUCAUGUAAAUAAUCGAAUCAGAAAUAUAUAUAAAUACGUGUGCAACGAACGUAUUCUGGGAAGAUGUAGGUUCUUUGUGAAAAAAAAAUUCAAAAACAUAUAAUAUAUCAAUAAAUAUUCCUAUGUGUUAGUAAUAAUGUUAAAAUUUAGACAGAUUUACGUUUUCGAUGUUUAAUUGUCCAUAAUUACACACACGAGCACACUUUCACAAACUUAUUUAAGCAAUAUUGUUUAUAAAUGUAUAAUUUUGUGAGCUUCAAACUCUUGACCAUACUACAGGAAGGUGUGUGAAUAGAUGCAAUAAAAUUUAAUACACAAAAUAUA